AUGGGGUUAACAAACAAGAGUGAGGGAGAACAACAACUCACACCCAACAACUCUGAUACACCCAACAACUCUGACGUGCCCAAUGAAGAACAAGGCGAAGAAAUCCAACAGCCAGAAGAGCGUACUCCAGUAGUGCAGCGAACACGAAGAGCAGGCACACAGCCAUCCAGAUGUCGAUUGCCUUCACGUAGGACACCUGCAACAUCCACCAACAGAGCAAUCAACCUUCUUGGAGCCCUUCCAUGGCCCAUCCAGUGGUUCGCCAGCCCAUACCAACUGCCUGCUAUUCUUCAGUUUUAUCCUGAAUUUCUUCUGGUGUUCAAAGAAGCUUUCCACGAUAUGUCCCAUUGCCUGAAGGCCCAUGUCAAAGAGAUCGGGCUACCCAUCAUCCUUCACCUCUCUGAACUCUCCACCCUCCACUUCUAUCUGACUUUCCUCCCUACACUUCUUUUCCUUUCUUUCUUUGUUCUUUUCAUACUUCUGUUCCUGCUUCUGCUUCUUAUUAUUCUUUUCAUUCUUUUCUUCUUCUGA
Messenger RNA from Odobenus rosmarus divergens (Pacific walrus), 531 nucleotides. RefSeq names its product transmembrane protein 31 (gene TMEM31). NCBI's taxonomy places the organism in Eukaryota, Metazoa, Chordata, Mammalia, Carnivora, Odobenidae. The transcript has 2 exons. The record is from RefSeq and is a predicted model, not a curated record. The coding region runs from base 1 to 531 and encodes 176 amino acids.